Danaus chrysippus (African queen) is the source of this 219-nucleotide messenger RNA. The record is from the annotation of a GenBank genome assembly. Lineage: Eukaryota; Metazoa; Arthropoda; Insecta; Lepidoptera; Nymphalidae.
AUGCAACAAUGUGGGUUUUGCUCGAUGUUGUCGGGCUUGUUACGAAGAGCAAUGUGUGUCAGCAGCAGGCGAGGCAGCAGCGAGUCUUAUUAUCGCGAGCUCGGCGAUCAAGACACAUUGAAAAUCGAGGAUCGAUUGUCAAUGCUAUCUAAUGACUCCGACCAUAUAAAAUCUACAACAGAUAAUAGUCAGCAUAAAAAUAUAGCUUUGAUGAAAUAA